AUGCCUCUCAAACUCCAGGAAAUAGAGUUAGGAGACUUCGACACUAUGACUGACCACGCAAACAUCUAUCCACCUGGAGACGACCUCGUCGCUCCACCAACGCCAAUCUGCUGGCUCGUGACCACACAACCAGAAGCGCGAAGUCGACUUGAAUUCCACAUGACGAAGCAGAGAGAACGUUUUCUUGGCGAUACAAGCGCGCGAUAUCUCAAAAUCAUCGACGAAGAAACGGGCGAAAUCAUCAGCAUGGCACGCUGGCACUGGUAUCCCAACGGCUACUCAUACACGGAAGGCAUCCACUGGGAGACCCAUAACGCUGUUGAAGGACGGCCAUGGCCAAAGGGCAUGAACGUCGAACUGCAUAACUUCGUACUCACAUCACGCGAUUCUCAACGACAGCAGUGGCAGGAAGAAGGCAAACCAUGCUGGAUCCUGAUGCACUUGGUUACGCGCGCAUCGCAGAGGGGCAAAGGCGCUGCUUCAAUGCUGAUUCAGUGGGGUGUUGAUCGGGCGCGGAAGGAUGGCGUACCGGCGUACCUUGAAGCUGGGGCAUUGGCUAUUCCACUUUAUGCUAAGCAUGGAUUUCGACAGAUUGGAGACCCUAUUCGGAUAGAUUUGAGAGGGCACGGUGUAAAUGCCGAUUUUCUUGGCGCGAAGAUGGGACUUUUCCCUGAAGUGCUGGUAGAAGGUCAAGCAGGCGAGAAGGCAAAGUAG
Molecule: messenger RNA, 714 nt
Organism: Lachnellula hyalina
Lineage: Eukaryota; Fungi; Ascomycota; Leotiomycetes; Helotiales; Lachnaceae
Exons: 1
Coding region: 1-714 (237 amino acids)
Molecular function (GO): acyltransferase activity, transferring groups other than amino-acyl groups
Source: RefSeq, a predicted model, not a curated record